AUGUCAAACUCCAACUUCUCAGCCAGUCUGUUCAACGUCGCCUUCACCCCCGACAAUCGCACUCUUACCUUCAAUGUCGUCGGUGUCACCACCGUCACCGGCAACGUCACUAUCGACUUGGUCGUCAGCGCUUAUGGCUUGUCCAUCUUUAAGAAAACACUCGACCCCUGUGAGGAAGGAUGGGCCGGUCUCUGCCCCAUGAACGAGGGUCAGAUCGAUCUCGACUCCAACAUUGUGCUGCCCGCCGACUCAGUCAGCCAGAUUCCUGGUAUCGCUUACACUGUUCCUGACCUUGACGCCAAGGUACAAGUUUACGUCAACAGCACCGACACUGGUAGAGCCACUGCCUGCGUGCAAGCCGAACUUACAAACGGCAAGACUGUCGACCAGAAGGCUGUCUCAUGGACUGUCGCCGUCAUCGCCGGCCUUGCUCUGUUCACCUCUGCGAUAACAUCCGGUCUUGGACACUCCAACACUGCUGCCCAUGUCGCCGCCAACACUCUUGCCCUCUUCGGUUACUUCCAGGCUCAGUCUCUUGUCGGUAUGACUGCCGUCCCUCUUCCGCCAAUUGUCGCCUCAUGGACUCAGAACUUCCAGUGGAGCAUGGGUAUCAUUCGCGUCGGCUUUAUUCAAGACAUCGCUACCUGGUACCAGCGCUCUACUGGAGGCACUCCCAGCACUGUCAUGUCUGAGUUGUCGACCGAGUCAAUUGAAGUCCAGAAGCGUUCCGUCCACGUUGCUGAGCGUCUUCUCGCUCGUGGCGCCAUGAAGCUUCACCAGCUUCUUCCCAGAGCCGAAGCCACCGACGCCUCGACCAAGACUGUCAUUCUUCGUGGUAUCGAACGUGUCGGCUUCCGCUCCAAGAUUGAGUUGACCAACAUCUUCCUGACUGGUUACAUCUUCCUCCUCAUUUUCGUCGUUUUUGUCGUUCUCGGCGUUGUGAUCUUCAAGUUCAUCUGCGAAGGCCUCGUCAAGAUGGGUAAGAUGAAGGGCGACAAAUUCCAGGACUUCCGUAAUGGCUGGACCACCGUUCUCAAGGGUAUCCUCUUCCGUCUGGUUCUUAUCGGUUUCCCUCAAAUGGUCGUCCUCUGCUUCUGGGAAUUCACCAAGCGUGAUUCGGCUGCUGAGGUCGUUCUUGCUGUCUUCACCGUCUUCACCAUGAUCGGCAUACUCGCCUGGGCUUCUUCCAAGGUUAUCCGUCUUGCUCGUCGCUCAGUCUCGAUGCACAAGAACCCCGCUUACAUCCUCUACUCCGACCCCGUCUCGCUUAACAAGUGGGGCUUCCUUUACGUCCAGUUCAAGGCCACUGCCUACUACUUCAUCGUCCCCGUGUUGGGCUACCUCCUUCUCAAGGGUAUGUUCGUCGCCCUCGGCCAAGGAAGCGGUACUCUCCAGGCUAUCGCUUUCCUCAUCAUUGAGGGCGUCUUCUUCAUUAUUGUCUGUGUUCUCACCCCAUACAUGGACAAGAAGACCAACGCUUUCAACAUUGCCAUCUGCUUCUUCAACUUCCUCAACUCCAUCUUCCUGCUCUUCUUCACCGGCAUCUUCUCCCUCCCUGGUCUGGUCAAUGGUGUUAUGGGCAUUCUCUUCUUUGUCUUCAACGCCAUUUUCUCUCUUGGUCUUCUCAUUUCCAUCCUUGUUGCUUCGGCAUUCGCCAUCUUCUCAAAGAACCCCGACACCAGAUACCAGCCCAUGCGCGACGACCGUGGCUCCUUCAUCAAGUCGCAGACUCAACUCAACACUGAGCUCGACGCACUGGGUGCUACUGCUCGUGGUGAAGGCAAGGGCGGAUGGAAGGGUGCUCGCAUUGAAGACGAUGAGGACGGCUGGUCUGGUAGUUCCACCUCCGAGCCUCGCGUCGGCGGCAACAGCUCCUCCAUGGCCGGUAGAUACGGCGAGAUUCCUCGUUCUCCUCACGACCCUAGCAUCUCGAGCUUCCCUGCCAACGAUGGUCUGCCAAGGCACAACCCUCCCAUGUAUCUCGAUGAGAAGCAUGGUUUCUCGACGCCUGAUGUUCGCAGCCACCACAGCCCGAGUCCGGCACGCUCACCACAACAACCAACAGGCAGAGCGAGCCCGUGGCAACGCGGCGCCGGCUAUGAAUAA
Molecule: messenger RNA, 2106 nt
Organism: Aureobasidium pullulans EXF-150
Lineage: Eukaryota; Fungi; Ascomycota; Dothideomycetes; Dothideales; Saccotheciaceae
Product: TRP-domain-containing protein
Exons: 2
Coding region: 1-2106 (701 amino acids)
Biological process (GO): fungal-type cell wall biogenesis; transmembrane transport
Source: RefSeq, a predicted model, not a curated record